Aspergillus steynii IBT 23096 is the source of this 984-nucleotide messenger RNA. RefSeq lists its product as uncharacterized. Lineage: Eukaryota; Fungi; Ascomycota; Eurotiomycetes; Eurotiales; Aspergillaceae. The record is from RefSeq and is a predicted model, not a curated record. The transcript is spliced from 2 exons. The coding region runs from base 1 to 984 and encodes 327 amino acids.
AUGGCCUUCAUAAAGCAUAUUGUGUCCCGAUUUACCCAGAAAUUGUAUUUUGGGCCAAAGUCAGACAUUUCAAAAGAUGUCCCCAAGGAGCGAGAGAAGAAUUCACCCAAGCCUCUGCCUAGUCUGCGGCCGCGAACAUUGACCCCUCCAGCUGGGGGAGAUGGGAAACUAUCCGCCUCGUUCGUCCAGAUCACGACCGAGAAUGAGAAAGAAGGCUCGAAAGAACAACAAUACGUCUGCGACCAGAGCCAAAGCAAUCUCUUACAGAAGCUCCCGGUCGAGGUGCGGUUACAAAUCUGGAGGUACUGUGUGGCAUUAUUUGACAUACAUAUUGUGCGAGGCAGGAAUAAACUUGUCGCCAUUCCCUGCAUUGGCAGGAAAGAGCAGGCUCGACUUCCACCUUGCCAACAUAAAUGUUGGGGCAGCUCAACCAAAGCACUGUGGGGAUACUAUGGAGUAUGUCCGGGCUACUAUAUUGGCUCGAACGGUUGCUUUCACUUACCAGAUCCCAUUCCGCUGCUUCAAAGUUGCCGUAUGAUAUAUUCCGAGGCUAUCAAUCUGCUCUACAGAGAAAAUUCAUUCCGCGUCAACCAUAUCGACACAAUUAUCAGCCUGUCGCACACCUUUUUACCUUCAAGGCUCAACCUUAUUCGUACUCUUCACCUCGCACAUUCAUUUCCAUUGGCCAUGUAUGCAGACCGUGACCAAGGGAUUUUACCCUACGAUGCAAAUACAUGGGAAAGGGUCUGUGAGAUCAUUGGAAACAUGACAGGGCUGAGAGAAUUACAUAUUCACCUUGGGGGCCACCACUUAAGCUUUGAGCUUCAUGAAAUCCUCCAGUCACUCCAUCGCAUAAGACAGGUCGACAGAUUUGAGGUUUUCGUCGGUAUUGGCCGUGAUCCGGAAACCGUUUAUACGGUCGACAGACCGUUUCGAUUUGUGUCACAACAUUAUGAUUUGCUUCCAGAUUGGGAAUGUUGUUGA